GCCAGCUGAGCAGUGAGUAAGGCAAAACAGCUGAGCGGGAGCAGAGUAGAAUUUUAAAAACUGUUUAAAACUAAACUGCCUUCAGGCCAGGUCCAACAGUUAUAAACGAAACUCUAAAGCGUAAAGUGUACGACAGAAACGAGGUGCAUUAGCCAAACUAACCCUUGCUGCUGUAAAAACAAAAUCAACCAAAUAAAUAAAUAUUUAUGUCAACGUUAAUUCUUAUGUUUGACUGUGUUUACCUGCCUGCUGUCGUCUCAAAAUAAUUACAUAUCACAAAUAUUUAGUGCCUACAUACAUACAUAUCUGUGAUAGAAGUAAACACAAACACAACAGCAAAGUUGUUAGAAAGUAAAAACAAAAGCCAUAAAAAAAAUUAAAUAAAUUAACACAUUAGCAUAUCAACUUGAAAAUUACGAUGGAAAAAACGAAAAUGCACAUAAAAUAUUUAUGUGCAUCGUCACAGUCGCUGCAGUGGCUGCUGCUGAUCGCCGUCACCUUUUCCACACUUCACAACAGCAUUGAAUGCGUCGAAAUUCCAACACGUUUCCUAUACAACAAACACAGUGCAGAUGCGCCGGCGGCUAACACAGCGCAGAAUGUCAAUGCGAACGCGCUGGCGCGGGUGCGGAGAGACGUUGAAAGUGCAAAUGAAGUGGAACUUAUGAACUUCUACAAAGAACUGGAUAACGUGACAGACGUAACGGAAUUCAUAGAACGUUUCGUCGAAAGGGACACAAUUGAUCCAAAAUUAGGCUUACAAGGAACCUUCAGACGCAGUGUAGAACGCGCAAAUGUACAAAUACCCAAGGCAGCUAAUUGUAUACCCGAGAGCACCGUUGUACCGCUCACACCACUCGAACCGUCACGUGAUCCCAAAGUCGUCUACUUUCCGAAAUGUACGCGCGUGAAACGGUGUGGCGGCUGCUGUGGUUCGCAGCUGAUGUCGUGUCAACCCACCGAAACCGAGACAAUCAACUUUGAGGUGACCAAAAUUUACCAUGGCGACAGUACGCGCAUACGUGGCAAGGAGAUCGUUGUGGUGGAGCAGCAUACAAGGUGUCAGUGUGACUGUCGCAUCAAGGCGGAGGUAGGUAGGCGGGAUUGCAAUUCAUACCAAAUUUAUCGUCGUGACAUGUGCAGUUGUGUGUGUACGAAUGAGGAUGCGCUGCAAAAAUGUUUAUCGCAAGAGCACAAAUACUGGGAUGAAACAACUUGCCGAUGUGUCUGCCGUGAUAGCCAAUCCUGUACGACUGGCACAAUAUUUGACGAAAGUCAGUGCGCUUGUAUUGAUGUGAGUACUCAGGAGUAAAAUGUAAAAACAAUAAAAUUAAAGUACAUAUAUGUAUGCAUACAUACGUAAAAUAUGGUUUCGGAUGCAGCCAAAUGUACUUAAAAACUUAUGGAUAGGGGAAUAGAUUACCAUUUGUACUUUAUUAAAUUAAAAUGCUAAAGAAAUGCGU
This is a messenger RNA of Rhagoletis pomonella (apple maggot), 1463 nucleotides long. RefSeq names its product vascular endothelial growth factor C-like. Gene Ontology annotation, biological process: positive regulation of protein autophosphorylation; positive regulation of cell population proliferation. The record is from RefSeq and is a predicted model, not a curated record. NCBI's taxonomy places the organism in Eukaryota, Metazoa, Arthropoda, Insecta, Diptera, Tephritidae. Gene Ontology annotation, molecular function: growth factor activity; growth factor receptor binding. Bases 419 to 1312 code for a protein of 297 amino acids. The transcript is spliced from 8 exons. Gene Ontology annotation, cellular component: membrane.